This is a messenger RNA of Numida meleagris (helmeted guineafowl), 4711 nucleotides long. RefSeq lists its product as uncharacterized. Lineage: Eukaryota; Metazoa; Chordata; Aves; Galliformes; Numididae. The record is from RefSeq and is a predicted model, not a curated record. Bases 1116 to 1898 code for a protein of 260 amino acids. The transcript has 3 exons.
AGGAUUUAUGAGCCUUUCCUCAGUGUGAUUGUGCAAUGGAAGUACAGAAGCUGCUGCAGGAGAACAAGAAUUUUCCUCGCUUUGUGCGUCUACUCAUAUCUUUUGCUCUCACUCAUGGUCAAGGAUUUUUUUAGCUGCUAAAGCUUUUCCCGCCCCCUUAGAGGGCAGAAGGAACACAAUGGCAGUGUCAUCUGAUCACCUGUAAUAUGAGCUUUUCUCAUCUGUGUCUCAUCUGAUCUCCUGUUAGGUCAGAUUUUCCCAAAGAUGUAUUUCUUGGUGACUAGCUGUACGAAAAGGAUUCAGUUCAGGCACAAAAUUUUCCAUAAACCAGAGGAUACAAACUUCAGUUCUGGGAGGACCGUAGAACGCCUGGAAAAUGGAAAAGAAGGAAGGGUAGGAAUUGUUUUAAAUGAUAUUUUUGGUUAUACUCAUUAUCAAAAUACUUAUUCUUUCACUUUCUUUUAUAUGUUUGUUGUAGUAGGCGUGUUAUGGGGCAUUCGGGUUGUAACGCGGAAGACCCUUCCCCAUAUGCUUGCUAUUGGUUCACCUCCUUUACUUGAACCCGUGUUGUAAGAAGGAGAGGCUGUCCUUCUUUGUUUUCAUAACAAAGGGCACAACAACUCCGUAUAUGGCCUUUUGGAAGUAAGAGGUCAGAAGCGGGAUAUUCAAUAUGAUUGGCCAGGAGCCUGCAUGAGCUUCUGGAACAGUCUAGUAAAAAGAUAAGAAAUACUAUAUAGUUUUGUAGCUUUUAACAAUAAACGCCAUUUUGCUGCUCAUCAUAUUGAUGCUACGUGCAGUUGCUGGCCAGGAACCAGGUUUAGGUUCUCUACGUGCAAGGGUAAUAAGAAGAGGGUCGCCGGAGUUUGGUAACAAAUGGUGCCGAAACCCGGGAUUGAACCAGGGACCUUUAGAUUUUUUUUAGUUUCCCCGCUGCAGGUUAUGGUGCCGAAACCCGGGACCCUUGCUGUGUUUUUGCUUGCACGGGUGCAAAGGCUGGCACCAUAACCUGCAGCGGGGAAACGUCUGCAGAAGACCCGGGGUCUGUGCUUAGCGGCACAAGAAUAAGGGUACGCCUCCUGAGGUAUAUCGGCGGGGAAGACGCCACAACUGCAGCCAUGGAACAAGUUAUUAAGGUACUGCUUUCAUUUUGCAAAGUUUACUGUGGGAAGAAUUCUCCUUCUGAGAAGGAAAUUGCCGCAGUGCUCUCUCGUUUAGAACGAGAACGCAUAAUUGCCUCCCGCCAUGAAGUACUUUACUAUCAGUUGUGGGAUUUUCUGACGAUGGUGCUCGCACAGCGUGAUAUGACUGCGCAGGAUGUUGCGGAGCGUAGAGUGUGGGGGAUGAUUCUUGGCACUUUGAAAGCUGCCAGGGAAGAAAAAAAGUUACAGCUCAGACUGAGACCUGAUCCAGAAAUUUUUCCGGGAGAUUCCUUGGAUCUGGGAGGUCCCAGGAAGCCGGGAGAUAGUCUCUCUUGCAGGAAUCCAGAGGAUGGCUCAUCGAUUCAAGCAGCAGCCCCUGCUCUGCCAUUGGCCCCGGCCCCGGCGAGUGCAGAUCCCCUCCGCAGUGCCGCGAUCAAGAUGGCGCCGGCCACGCCAACCGUUCCUGCCUCCGGCGCCACCCCCCAGAUGUCAAUCACUGCUGAGGAAUGCGAAGGGGGUGUGUCACAACACCCACUGUCAUCUCCGUCAAUCAUCUCGCAGCAGACUCCCGAGACUCCACCUCCGUAUCAGCAGGAGUCGUUGUAUCCUUCAUUACGUAAUGUCUCAGGGGCGGAACCGGAGAAGCCUGUACCCACCCAUCAAGGGGCGGACUAUCCACGCCAGUGCCACCCAGCCUCUAUGAGGGGACGGUGCAGCCCGGCCCCCCCAGGGGAGGGGUUACAUCGGAAAAGGCGGUGAUGCAAGGGGGCGGCACCGAUGGGCGUGCUCUAGGCGGAUCUGAUGGGCAUGCUCAGAACGCUGAUUGGUCAGAGAUAGUGCAGGGCUUGACUGCACAACCCCCAUCUCCGCCCAUGGGGACGUUUGGGGAGAGCAAGUGUGGCUGCUGCAGCCACUCUGCACUGCACCACACCAUGCAGCUCCAGCUACAGGUCUGGUGUGCCCGGAUAGCUCAGUGGGUAGAGCAUGAGACUCGAAAUCCCAGGGUCAUGGGUUUGAGUCGCAUUCUGAAAUCUUUUUGUGAUCAGUUAAAGGGAUCAGACCUCAGGUCUGACAUUCAUGUCACGGGUUCAGCUUUUGCAGCUAGGCUUCUGGCUCGCAUGGGCCAGGAAGGACAUCCUAGCUCAGAGGUGCCAAGCUUUUUUACUAUCAGAAAUGCUAUUGCAGACAGAGUAGCCAGCAUGCUUGUUUUUACAAUUCAAGAGGCUUGCGAUUCUACCCUUUAUGUAGGAGCUCCUGCAUUGCAAGAAUUUGUUCCAUCCCUUUGUAGCCUGGAUUGUUGUUCGGGCAUGCCUUCACUGUAAUUCUACACCUAAGAAAGGAGCAGGAGUUAACCCUGGCAGCCUCGGACCCAUGCAGGUCUGGCAGACAGAUUUUAUGUGGGAACAGUGUUUCUCUCCCUGUGCCUGGCUUGCAGUUAUGAUAGAUACUUCCUCUACUGUUAUCGUGGCCACACAGCAUGCGAAGUCCAACUCAACUGUGGAACAUGCUAAUUGCCCCCUCAAGGAAAAGUUAUAUAUCUUUGGGGAGGGGAAAGGAUAUAGGAGGAAGAUACCUGUUGGCAGGUAAGCCAAGAUACAAGCAAAGGCUCUUUAUGUAUUGAAGUAUUUCGAACAUGGUGAUAAUGGGUGAACACAGAAGCAUUGGCAGCCUGAGAUCUUAAGUGAGGGACUGGCCCUAUGUGGGUUUCAGCGUAAUACAUUCAGCCUCAUCUCAAGGCAGAAAGUUUCUUGCUCAUUGGUAUUGUUUCAGAGUUUGUUGCAUUAUAGAUACUAUAGUGAGUGAGGAAAAAGGUUGCACUAUUCACAGGAUGGUAUUAUAAUAACAACCCUAGUAAUGGUAUGGCGAAGUAGGUGAUUUUCCUGUGUUAGUAAUGCAGCCUCAAGAAUUAUUAGGCAUAAGUUAAGUUACUGUGUGCUGCUUCUAUUUUAGUAAUAGAUAGAAUGGGAAUGAACAAGAUUUAAUGUUACCAGUGUUAGAAUUUAUGAGAAUAGCUCUUUUAGUGUAAUUUUACCACCUUCAUUGUCAGUAAUUCUUGGUUAAGAUGUUAUUAGCCUGUCAAUUGGCAUUUUCUUAAUUUGUGGAGGCAAAACCUGGAAAAGAAUCCCAAGCAAAGGGAUGUCUCUGUACUAUAGAAUGAUAAACUGUGUUUCAUCCCACUAGUCAGGAUUUUAGAAAUGUGACCACGCAUCACUCGAGACAAAGGUACCUAGAAACAGCACCGCUCAGUUUUAGCCACACUCACCAAGUUAGGAUGUUAGUCAGCUAAGGAAAGUAAUGCUCCUAGUCAUGUUCUAGCCCACUAGUAUCAAUUCUAUCUGACAUGCAACUCUAUGAAGUUGUGGAUUUUCUACUAGGCCAAAGGCAUGGCUGUAAGCACCUUAAAAGCAGGUGUUGUACAAUUUCAGUGAUCAUUCAAAAUCAAUAUGUCAGAGUAUACGAGAGUUGAAGAUUCUCUCUUUCAGUUAUAGGUACACACAGAAUGAGACCCUCAGGGACUCUUUUUCAGGUUGCAGCCUUGGGCCAUGGGCCAAACAAGUGUUCAUCCUUUUAAUGGGUUUGGCAGUAUUUUAUGUUAUUAUGUUAUGUUUGCCUUGUAUCUUUCUUUCGUUUAACAUGUUGUCAAUAGAAAGAUUGGCUUGCUGGAUGAUCAAGCAAGCUAACGUCAUGAUGCUUGUGUUUGAUGUAAUGUUAGAAGAUUAGAAUAGUGAAAGACGUGUUUUUGUAGAAUAGAAUAGUAAUAGGUCUUAUAGGCUUAAAGCCAUGGACAUUAGGGCUUGAGCUUUUAUUUGCAGGAGUUGCUGGAGGAAGACCUAAGCCCAGCAAGCUCAAGCCGGAAGAAGACCUCGACAAGAGACCGCAGAUUUCUUCGAGAAUCAUUCUUCGAAGUGAUCAUCUGCUUACGGCGCCUGUUUUCUCAUGCUUUCGACCCAGCCUUGGUGCUGCACACCCAGAACAGCAUUUUGUGCGGCACGGAAAAUGAGCAAGGCGGUUUGAUUACUCUGAGUGCCUUGUCAUCUACAUGGAGUCCAUUUGCUCGAAAUGGCUCAAAGUCAGGUGUUCAUGAGUAGGUGAUGAUUUCAUUAAGGGCUGGCAUUGUUAUCUUGAAAAACACUAUUCUACAAGUUUUUAUCAUAGAAGGCUCUUGACACACAAUUCAUCGAUUUUUGGAUUGUAGGUUUAGUGCGUUUUCGCUGUAUGACUCUGCUUUGUCUUAGUUUAGAGGUCUGAGACCACGGUUUGCAUAUUUACUUAGAGGAUUAGGUAUAAGGUUUUUAAGGCUUAUUGCUAUAAUGCUAUGCAUACUUUGCUUUGUAGGAUGCAUACAGCGAUGCUUACAGCGUGAUAACCACUACACUACAGAAAACUAUGCUUACAGCACCUAAUGGAGCCUUAGAUCAGCCUAGAACACCACAGGCUGUGUGAAAGCUUGUCAACGGUUUACGGGCGUUCGGCCCAGUUCCGUGAUGAAGGGGACGGGGGACCCAUGGGCCCACGCCCCGUGAAAAGGGAAAAGGGAAAAAGGGUAAGGAGAUGGCCCUGAGAGCAAAGAA